Messenger RNA from Stylonychia lemnae, 477 nucleotides. Lineage: Eukaryota; Ciliophora; Spirotrichea; Sporadotrichida; Oxytrichidae. The record is from the annotation of a GenBank genome assembly.
AUGAGAAAAUUAUUUUCACUUGCUAUAGUCCUCUUAAUUGGAGUAUCUAGUUGCAAGAAGAGUUGGAUAUCAGAACAGUUGGAUUAUAUACAAGAUAAAAUGGUAGAUUUGGAAUCACAGGCUAAACAAGCUAUUGAUGACCAUCCAGAUAUCUAGUAAUCAGUAAUGGAUGAAGUUGACAAGCUUUAAAAUUUGGUUGACAAGGAUUUCACCUAUUACUCAAAUGAAUUAACUGAUUUCGCUAAUGAUAUGUACGAUCAUAUUGAGGAAAUUGUUACUAAUGAUUAAAGAAAAUAAAACUUAAAAGUGGCGAGCUCUAAUGAAUAAACUUCAGAACAAGAACUAAGCUUUAGAACUCCAAAGUUUGAAAAAAGCAACAAUGAGAGAAAAGGUGAUGUUACAAUUAUCAUUGAUGAAACCUAUGAUUUUAACCCAUUAGCAAAUUCGACAAUUGUUGAUUUGACCCCUACAAACUGA